AUGAGUGAUGUGGCCAAAAGUUCAUCAAAAAUGUUAAAUUGUUUUGAUAUUCUUCAAGACAUAUUUUUAUUUUUUAGUAAAAGUGCUCCUAGAUGGGCUUCUCUGGCGCUAGGCGAUGAUGUAGCAAAAACUGUCUUAAAAAAACAUCGCUACAGAGAUGUCUUAAAAUCUUUAACGAAUAUAACGCUAACAAGUGACAAGAAAGAAGAAAUGAAUAGAGCUAAAGGUCUAAAAAAGAAGCUGGAAUCUUUUGAGUUUGUGCUAAUACUUACUAUAUGGGAACACAUUUUAAGACCAUUUUAUAUGGUAGAUGGAGACAAAAGACAAGAUAUAACCGAAGAAAACCUCAGAGUGAAAGUAUUUUUGCCAUUGAUUGAUACAGCUUUGGUUCAGCUGAAUAAUCGCUUUAUAGGUUUACAGAAAGUAGUUGAUAAAUUCAACUUUUUAAAUCCACAUGUAAUUCUACAAUCUAGCGAAGAUAACCUUGUCAAGGCUACUUAUGACUUUAUUUUGUACUACGAGAAAGAUAUAAGUUCAGAUUUUACGAGACAGAUGUUAUCUUUAAAGGAAGCAAGAAAAAAAAAUUGUUGUAAAUAA
Molecule: messenger RNA, 597 nt
Organism: Macrosiphum euphorbiae (potato aphid)
Lineage: Eukaryota; Metazoa; Arthropoda; Insecta; Hemiptera; Aphididae
Source: the annotation of a GenBank genome assembly